Molecule: messenger RNA, 1435 nt
Organism: Raphanus sativus (radish)
Lineage: Eukaryota; Viridiplantae; Streptophyta; Magnoliopsida; Brassicales; Brassicaceae
Product: transcription factor bHLH87
Exons: 1
Coding region: 250-1263 (337 amino acids)
Biological process (GO): regulation of DNA-templated transcription
Molecular function (GO): DNA-binding transcription factor activity; protein dimerization activity
Source: RefSeq, a predicted model, not a curated record
UGGGUAUAUGAAUAGAGGUGUAGAGGCGCUUCCAAGUCCUUUCUUUAUAGCAAAACAUCUAGCAGAGCUCAUUAUAGAAACAGAACAGAAACAGAGCGUUCAUUACUUUCUUUCCUUUCUGAGCUUUUCUUCUUUCUGUUUCUUUCCUUUUUGAGGUUGCAACUCUAUAAAGCAGAACCGUUAUCAUUUUGCUCUCUGCACUCAUCUCUUUGUUCUUUUUCUCUUUGUUUUCUCUCUCUUUUGGAUCCAAUGGAAGGAUUAGAAUCGGUUUAUGCGCAAGCUAUGUACGGUACGAACAGAACCAUGGAGCAUCAUCAAGGAUCAGAUUUGGUCUGGGGAGGCAAUGAGCUAAUGCCUCGAGAGCUCUGUUCUUCUUCUCACCAACUCAUUAAUCCCAACCUUAGAAGCUGUUUCAUGUCCGAUCUUGGAGUCAUUAAUGAGAUUCAACAUCAACAACACGUCGGAAACAGAGCUGCUUCGAUAGAUCCAUCAUCUCUCGAGUGUUUGUUGUCAGCGACGACAAACACUUCAACGGAAGACGACGAAGGUAUCUCUGCGCUUUUCUCAGAUUGCCAGACUCUUUGGAGCUUUGGUGGAGGAGGAGUCUCAUCUGCAGAGUCUGAGAACAAAGAGAUCACGACAGAGACAGCAACAGCAAAGCCUAAGUCUUUGAAGAGAAACAGAGACGAGACAGGAAAUCACUUCCGUCUUGUUCAUCAUCCUCAAGAUGAAACAGAGAAGGGAAGCUUCAAGCUCAUAUACGAUGAGAAUCAACCGAAAAAGAAACCAAGAACAGAGAAAGGAGGUGGUUCUUCCAACAUCAGUUUCGGACAUUCAGCUUCUUUGUCUGAUAAUGCCGAGCCUGAUGCAGAAGCGAUCGCGCAGAUGAAGGAGAUGAUAUACAGAGCGGCUGCGUUUAGACCGGUGAACUUCGGUUUGGAGACUGUUGAGAAGCCUAAGAGGAAGAACGUGAAGAUAUCUACGGAUCCUCAAACGGUGGCAGCGAGGCAGAGGAGGGAGAGGAUAAGCGAGAAGAUUAGGGUUUUACAGACAUUGGUUCCAGGUGGGACUAAGAUGGACACUGCUUCAAUGCUUGAUGAGGCUGCUAAUUAUCUCAAGUUCCUUAGAGCGCAAGUAAAGGCGUUAGAGAACUUGAGACCCAAGCUUGACCCAACCAAUCUCUCCUUCUCCUCUCCUUUAUUCCACCCUUCUUUUCUUCCCAUGCAGAACCCUAAUCAGAUCCAUCAUCACCCUGAGUGUUGAACAUGUCGGUUCAUCAUUAUCAUCAUCAUCAUCAACAAAAUCAUAACGUCUUGAUUGUUUUAGCAGUUCUCAAGAAAAAGGCAAGAAUGGUGUGUUGGGUAGUGUUGUUUCUACUUUCCAGUCUUUGUUUUCUGCAUUUCUUUUUAUACAAAGUUUUUCUUUUAAUUAUCUU